UCGAUGAUUCGAAGCCGCACGCAGCUCGACUGGCUCGCCCCGCCCCGACUACAGAAGACACACUCAGCUAUAUUCACGCUUUCAACUUUGAAAAGCAACAGCAAAAAGAUUCAGGAUGCCUCAUCAAUACCCGUUCCUCACCACAGAGCAGAAGAAGGAGCUCUCUGACAUCGCUCGGAGGAUCGUAGCCCCAGGCAAGGGUAUCCUGGCUGCUGACGAAUCCACAGGCAGCAUGGAUAAGCGCAUGGCCCAGAUCAACACGGAGAACACGGAGGAGAACCGGCGGUUUUACCGGCAGCUGCUGUUCAGCGCGGACGACCGCGUGAAGCCCUGCAUCGGGGGGGUGAUCUUCUUCCACGAGACCUUCUACCAGAAAACGGACUGCGGGCGGCAAUUCACUGAGUACGUGAAGAGCCGGGACAUGGUCGUGGGGAUCAAGGUUGACAAGGGUGUCGUUCCUCUGGCUGGCACUAAUGGAGAGACUACCACCCAAGGUCUGGACGGGCUGUACGAGCGCUGUGCCCAGUACAAGAAGGACGGCGCAGACUUUGCGAAGUGGCGCUGCGUGCUGAAGAUCACCCCGACCACGCCCUCCCACCUUGCCAUCAUAGAGAACGCCAAUGUGCUCGCCCGCUACGCCAGCAUCUGCCAGAUGCAUGGUAUUGUCCCAAUUGUGGAGCCAGAGAUCCUGCCCGACGGAGAUCAUGAUCUGAAGCGCUGUCAGUACGUGACGGAGAAGGUUCUUGCUGCAGUGUACAAGGCGCUGUCUGAUCAUCACGUCUAUCUCGAGGGGACUCUCCUCAAACCCAACAUGGUCACCGCCGGUCAGGCCUGCACCCACAAAUACACCGCCCAGGAGAUCGCCAUGGCAACUGUCACCGCCCUGCGCCGCACCGUGCCCCCCGCAGUGCCAGGCAUCACCUUCCUGUCUGGUGGGCAGAGUGAGGAGGACGCCUCCAUCAAUCUGAACGCCAUCAACCAGUGCCCUCUGCCCAAGCCCUGGGCCCUCACCUUCUCCUACGGGAGAGCUCUGCAGGCAUCUGCUCUCAAAGCAUGGGGUGGGAAGAAAGAGAACGCCAAGGCAGCCCAGGAGGAAUACAUCAAGAGAGCGCUGAGCAACAGCCAGGCUUCCCUUGGCAAGUACAUGGGUACUGCUGGUAAGGGAGCUGCAGCCAGCGAAUCACUGUUUGUUGCCGGCCACGCCUACUAAACAAGCCCCGCCUCCCAGCAAUGUCAUAAUCCACUGAGGCCCCGCCCACACUCCCAAGAUUGAAAGGAGGGUCGAAUAACCACCGGUUCAAUCAUGUGCCUCUGUCUCUGUGUGUUUACAGCUGUUAUGUUGUAGUGUGUUUAUUCCCUGUGAGUUGUUUUAUAAUAUCCUGUCUCCCGGUAAACACUUCAACAUGGUUAUAAUUCAAGAACUGGUGUGUGUCUUCUGUGUGUCGAAGUAUUGAUUCAAAUUGAAAAUUCUAAAUUAAAGAAUAGCUGACAAAUCUA
Polyodon spathula (Mississippi paddlefish) is the source of this 1497-nucleotide messenger RNA. Its product is annotated as fructose-bisphosphate aldolase A-like. Gene Ontology annotation, biological process: glycolytic process; fructose 1,6-bisphosphate metabolic process. Gene Ontology annotation, molecular function: fructose-bisphosphate aldolase activity. NCBI's taxonomy places the organism in Eukaryota, Metazoa, Chordata, Actinopteri, Acipenseriformes, Polyodontidae. The coding region runs from base 116 to 1210 and encodes 364 amino acids. The record is from RefSeq and is a predicted model, not a curated record. The transcript has 9 exons. Gene Ontology annotation, cellular component: cytosol.